AGAAAAGAAAAAAAAGAGGAAAGAGACUGCGUUUAAAAGCCAAUAGCGCCUUGGCCUGAUACUCAAGCAAAAGAAAAACCCAUCUCUCUCUCCUCUUCAUCGGUGCAGUCACCAGCGAAAUGGCUCAUGCCAAUGUUCUCAUGGUGGCUGAGAAGCCCAGCAUCGCUCUCUCCAUUGCUUCCGCACUCUCUCGUGGCCAAAUGUCUACAAGAAGGGGCAGCACCGACGUCCACGAGUUUGAUGGAUUUUUUCUUGGAUUUCGUGCGCGUUUUAAAGUCACUUCAGUUAUUGGGCAUGUUUUCAGUGUAGAUUUUCCAGCAAAAUACCAAGAUUGGUCAGUCACUGACCCAUUGGAACUUUUCCAUGCGCCAAUUACGAAGACAGAAUCAAACCCUAAGGCUCAUAUUUGUAGGCAUUUAAGUCAAGAAGCCCGUGGCUGUGGUCAUUUGGUGUUAUGGUUAGAUUGUGAUCGUGAAGGAGAAAAUAUAUGCUUUGAAGUUAUUGAGUGCACUGGCUUUCAUGAACCUAGAAGAAGGGUUUAUCGUGCACGGUUUUCUUCUGUGUUAGACAAAGAUAUUUUGAAGGCUAUGGAUAACCUUGUUGAACCCAAUAGAGAUGAGGCACUGGCGGUAGAUGCUCGGCAAGAGAUAGAUUUGAAAGUCGGAGUUGCCUUCACACGAUUUCAAACCACUUAUUUCCAGGGAAAAUAUGGGAAUCUUGACUCUAGAGUCAUCUCCUAUGGACCAUGCCAAACUCCCACCCUAGGGUUUUGUGUACAGCGUUAUUUGCAAAUAACUACUUUUAAGCCGGAAAAGUUUUGGGUUUUGCGACCUUACAUAAUACAAAAUGGUUAUGAACUUCAGCUAGAAUGGGAGCGUAACAAGUUGUUCGACGUAGAUGUCGCUACGAUGUUUCAAAAGUUGGUAAUGGAAGAUGGAAUUUUAGAAGUUAAUGAAAUAUCAGAAAAACAGGAAAGCAAAAGUCGUCCUUCUGGUCUUAAUACAGUGAAUCUUCUGAAGGUUGCUUCAAGUGCACUUGGCUUUGGACCACAAAUGGCUAUGCAACUGGCUGAACGCUUGUAUACUCAAGGAUUCAUCAGCUAUCCACGUACGGAGAGCACAGCCUAUCCUUCUUCAUUUGAGUUUAGAGGCACACUUGGUGCACUAGCAAACAACCCUACAUUCGGCAAUUAUGUGCAGAGACUACUCACCGAUGGGUAUCAUAAACCACAAUUUGGAAAAGAUGCAGGUGACCAUCCUCCCAUUACCCCAAUGCGGUCAGCAACUGAGGAUAUGCUAGGCACAGAUGCUUGGAGGUUAUACCAGUAUGUCUGUCAACACUUUAUAGGGACUGUGUCUACCGACUGCAAGUAUGUAAGGACAAAGGUUGAAUUUUCAAUAGGUGGAGAAUCCUUCCAUUGCACCGGGCAUCAUGUUACAGUUGAAGGAUUUACAUCUGUUAUGCCAUGGUUGGGAGUAAAUGAGAGAAAGCUUCCUCGGUUUAUGAAAGGAGAGAAGAUAGAAGUUUCAAAAGUGGAGCUAUAUGAGGGGAGCACCAUGGCUCCAGAUUAUCUCAGCGAGAGUGAGCUGAUUUCCCUGAUGGAAAAGAAUGGAAUAGGCACGGAUGCAUCAAUAGCUGUGCAUAUUAACAACAUAUGUGAACGCAACUAUGUACAGGUACAAGCUGGCAGAAAGUUGGUUCCAACUGCCCUAGGUAUCACCCUGAUAAGAGGCUAUCAAUGUAUUGAUCCAGAUCUCUGUUUGCCAGAUAUUCGCAGUUUCAUUGAGCAACAGAUUACUCUUGUUGCUAAUGGUCAAAUGAAUCAUUUUCAUGUUGUACAGCAUGUACUACAACAAUUCAAGCAAAAGUUCACUUAUUUUAUUAAGCAGAUUGAAAACAUGGAUGCGUUGUUUGAAGCACAGUUUUCUCCACUUGCUGACUCAGGACGUGCUCUUAGUAAGUGCGGGAAAUGCCUUCGAUACAUGAAAUACAUCUCUGCGCAACCAGCACGGAUGUACUGCGGAACAUGUGAGGAGGUUUAUUAUCUUCCUCAAAAGGGAACUAUCAAGUUGUACAAGGAACUUUCUUGCCCUUUAGACAACUUUGAGCUUCUAAUCUUCUCCAUGCCUGGCCCAGAAGGCAAGUCAUUCCCGCUCUGCCCAUACUGCUACAAUAGCCCUCCAUUUGAAGGUGUUGACACGCUCUUUGGUGCCAUUAAAAGCCGUACUUCUGGCAAGUUGGGGAAGGGAGCUGGAAUGCCAUGCUUCCUCUGUCCGCACCCGACAUGCCGACAUUCAGUGAUUGCCCAAGGAGUCUGUGCUUGCCCGGAAUGUAGCGGGACGCUUGUCCUAGACCCUGUAAGUGCUCCCAAGUGGAGACUUGAUUGCAAUAUGUGCAAUUGCCUUGUCUUCCUCCCUCAAGGUGCUCACAGGAUUUCCACUACUCGGGAGCGGUGUCCAGAUUGCGACACUACAAUCAUAGAAGUUGACUUCAAUAAGAAGACGACCCCUUUGGAGGAUGGAGCUACCCUUUAUGUUGGUUGCAUUCUUUGCGAUGAGUUGCUUCAUUCACUUGUGGAAGUGAAGCAUGGCAAGUCAUUUUCCAGGCGCAUGAGAGGUAGAGGAAGAGGAAGAGGACGGGGUGGUGGGAAAAGAGGGGACCCCAAAAUGAGUUUCCGAGAUUUCUGAACAAAACGUCAUAUAUAUAUAUAUAUAUAUAUAUAUAUAUAUAUAUAUGCUUUUAGCACUUGAAACUGCCAUUUCCGUUUGACUGAAAAACUGUUUGUAACUUACCAAAAAAAAAAAAAAAUGUUUGUUAAUAAUAUUCAAUUUUAUGAUUACCGCUUUGUGAAA
Messenger RNA from Alnus glutinosa, 2852 nucleotides. Its product is annotated as DNA topoisomerase 3-beta. Gene Ontology annotation, biological process: DNA topological change. Gene Ontology annotation, molecular function: DNA binding; DNA topoisomerase type I (single strand cut, ATP-independent) activity. Gene Ontology annotation, cellular component: nucleus. The transcript is spliced from 15 exons. Bases 120 to 2687 code for a protein of 855 amino acids. The record is from RefSeq and is a predicted model, not a curated record. NCBI's taxonomy places the organism in Eukaryota, Viridiplantae, Streptophyta, Magnoliopsida, Fagales, Betulaceae.